This is a messenger RNA of Penicillium atrosanguineum, 168 nucleotides long. Its product is annotated as dolichyl-diphosphooligosaccharide--protein glycosyltransferase subunit 4. Bases 1 to 168 code for a protein of 55 amino acids. The transcript has a single exon. The record is from RefSeq and is a predicted model, not a curated record. Lineage: Eukaryota; Fungi; Ascomycota; Eurotiomycetes; Eurotiales; Aspergillaceae. Gene Ontology annotation, cellular component: oligosaccharyltransferase complex.
AUGAUCUCCGAUGGCGACCUCUACCGCCUGGCCAUCUUCCUGGGCUCCUGCGCCAUGAUGAUGAUUGUCUUCUACCACUUCCUCGAUGUCAAUGCGCGCGACGACAAUGAAACCGAGAACACAAAGUCCAAGCAAACCAAAACCACCGCCGAGACCGCGACGUCAUAA